Messenger RNA from Cygnus atratus (black swan), 3233 nucleotides. RefSeq names its product zona pellucida glycoprotein 1 (gene ZP1). The transcript has 11 exons. Lineage: Eukaryota; Metazoa; Chordata; Aves; Anseriformes; Anatidae. Gene Ontology annotation, cellular component: egg coat. Gene Ontology annotation, molecular function: acrosin binding; structural constituent of egg coat. Gene Ontology annotation, biological process: prevention of polyspermy; binding of sperm to zona pellucida. The coding region runs from base 155 to 3064 and encodes 969 amino acids. The record is from RefSeq and is a predicted model, not a curated record.
GCGUGGGAGCCCCGGGAAGGGCUCGUCCCCCGUGUGGGGCAGGAGGCACCGUCCCGUCCCUGCCGGUCAUCUGAUUGCUCCCCAGCCCCAUGGCUAUAAAUGCACGGCCCCACUGCUGCCCCACGGAGAGCCCCGCGCUGCACUCAGCGCCGCCAUGGGCUGGAGCCGCUCCUUGCUGCUGCCGCUGCUGCUGCUGCUGCCCGCGGGGCCGCACUCUGCCCUGGCGCUCCUGCAGUACCGCUACGACUGCGGGGACUACGGCAUGCAGCUGCUGGCCUACCCCUCGCGGGGCCGCGCCGUCCGCUUCAAGGUCGUGGAUGAGUUUGGCACCCGCUUUGAAGUGGCCAACUGCUCCAUCUGCCUGCACUGGCUCAACACCGGGGCAGAUGGCGCGCUCAUCUUCUCCUCUGGCUAUGAGGGCUGCCACGUCCUGGUCAAGGAUGACCGCUAUGUCCUGAGGGUGCAGCUGGAGGAAACGCUGCUCAGCGGGGUGGCGGUCGCCUCCUACGAGGUGAACAUGACCUGCCCGCAGCCGGCUGACUACGAGACCGUCGCUGACACGAGUGUGCGUGGCCACCUCGAGUCCGUUCGGGGCAACGGCGUCCACCAGAGCCAGGCUGAUGUCCUCGUCCCCCAGCCCCAGGCUGGCCUCCUGCAGCACGUAUCCCAGUCCGCCCUGGCUGUCCCCGUCCCCCAGCUGCCCCCCCGACCCCCCAGGGACCAGGUUCACCCCGUGGUGCAGACACAGCCAGCUCUAGUGCACCCGGGGCUGCAGCGCCAGCCCCAGCCCAGCCUGGGUCUCCCGGGGCUCCAGCCCCAGAACCAGCCAGGAGCAGCUCGCCCCCUCACCCAGCCCCAGCCAGGCUUCAUUCGCCCGGCUCUGCAAUCCCAGAACCAGCAUGGGGCGGUGCACCCCGGGGGGCAGACCCGCCCGGGCCUCCUUCGCCCGGGCCUUCAGCUCCAGAACCAGCCUGGGCUGCUGCAGCCGGGGGUGCAAACCCAGCCGGGUCUCCUUCGGCCGGGGCUUCAGCCCCAAAACCAAAAUGGCUUGGUGCACCCUGGGGGGCAAACCCAAACAGGUCUCCUUCGACCGGGGCUUCAGCCCCCAAACCAGAAUGGCUUGGUGCACCCUGGGGGGCAAACCCAGCCGGGUCUCCUUCGCCCAGGGCUUCAGUCCCAAAGCCAGAACGGCUUGGUGCACCCUGGGGGGCAAACCCAGCCAGGCCUCCUUCGCCCAGGGCUUCAGUCCCAAAGCCAGAAUGGCUUGGUGCACCCUGGGGGGCAAACCCAGCCAGGCCUCCUUCGCCCAGGGCUUCAGUCCCAAAGCCAGAACGGCUUGGUGCACCCUGGGGGGCAAACCCAGCCAGGCCUCCUUCGCCCAGGGCUUCAGUCCCAAAGCCAGAACGGCUUGGUGCACCCUGGGGGGCAAACCCAGCCGGGUCUCCUUCGCCCAGGGCUUCAGUCCCAAAGCCAGAACGGCUUGGUGCACCCUGGGGCGCAAACCCAGCCAGGCCUCUUUCGCCCGGGGCUUCAGUCCCAAAACCAGCCUGGACUGGUGCACCCUGGGGUACAAACCCAGCCGGGUCUCUUUCGCCCGGGGCUACAGCUCCAGCACCAGCCCGGGCUGGUGCCCCCCGGCCUGCAGCCUGGCUCGGUGCACGCCGGUGCUCAGACGCAAGCCGGCUUUUCACGCCCGGGGCUUCAGCCCCAAAGCCAGCCGGGCUCCGUUCUCCCCAGCCUCCAGUCCCACUCCCACGCCGGCCUCAUCCGCCCUGGCCUCCAGAGCCAGGCAGGGCUGCUGCAGCCCGGCCAGCCCCGACCGGGGCUGCUGCGACCGGCACUUGCGCCUCGGCCGGGGCUGGUGCGCCCGGGGCUGCAGCCGCAAGCCCAGCCGGGUCUGCUGCACCCCGGCCUUCACCCCCAGCCCGGUCUGCUGCGCCCCACGGCUCUCUUCUACCCCUCGGCAGGGGCAGGCACGCAGCUGACGCGGGAGCAGUGCCAGGUGGCAGCGGGGCGGCUGUCCUGCGUGGCCCCGUCGGGCCGCGAUGCCUGCCUGCAGGCGGGGUGCUGCUACGAUGACACGGACCGUGCAACGCCCUGCUAUUACGGCAACACAGCCACCGUGCAGUGCCUGCCGGAGGGGCACUUCGUGCUGGUGGUGCCGCGGGGCCUCUCCGUGCAGCCCUACAACCUGGACAGCGUGCGCCUGGCCAGCAGCACCCAGCCCGGCUGCCAGCCCGCCCAGGCCACCGAGACCUUCGUCAUGUUCCACUUCCCCGUCACGCAGUGCGGCACCACCGUGCAGGUGAUCGAGGACCGGCUGAUCUACGAGAACCAGCUCAUCUCCACCAUCGACGUCCAGCCGGGUCCCCGCGGCUCCAUCACGCGGGACAGCGUCUACAUCCUCCACGCCCGCUGCAUCUACAACGCCAGCGAGCUGCUGCCGCUGCGCCUGGAGGUGGCCGUGCCCCCCACCGCCGCCCCCAUGGCGCAGCCGGGGCCGCUGCGGCUGCAGCUGCGCAUCGCCACCGACGAGAGCUACAGCGCCUACCACACCGACGGCGACUACCCCCUGGUGAAGGUGCUGCGGGACCCCAUCUACGUGGAGGUCCGGCUGCUGCAGAAGACCGACCCCAACCUGGUGCUGGUGCUGCACCAGUGCUGGGCGUCCCCCAGCACCGGCCCGGCGGCCGAGCCCCAGUGGCCCAUCCUGGUGGAUGGGUGUCCCUUCGCUGGGGACAACUACAGGACGCAGCUGGUGCCGGUGGGACCCGCCUCGCCGCAGCUGCCCUUCCCCAGCCACUACCAGCGCUUCGUCGUCUCCACCUUUGCCUUCGUGGAGACCCCCUCCAUGGCGGUGCUGGAGGGAGAGGUGUACAUCUUGUGCAGCGCCUCGGUGUGCCACCUCGCACAGCCCGAGCCCUGCCGGCCCUCCUGCCAGCUGGCCGUGCCCUCCCGAGCUCGCCGGUCAGCGGGGGACAGGGGGACAGCGACCGCCGUGGGCACAGUCACCUCCCAGGGACGAGUCGUCUUCCCCAAGAGGCCUGCGGCGGGGAGAGGCUGAGCCCCGCGCUGCCGCUUCCCUGGGGCGCUGGCUGCCCUCCUUCUCCUCCUUCUCCUUCUCCUCCUCCUCAGCCCCUGCCUCCGGGCCAGCCCCCUGGGUCCCCCUGGCCCUGGCGGCAAGCAGGAACCCCGAACAAUAAACCAGUGAAAAGCACGGCUGCGGCCGCAGG